GAUUCAUAAUAUGAUUUAUUGAUGAGUGAGGAACUUGUAUAGUAAUAUUAGUAAACCAAGAACCUGAAGAGAAUUUUCAACAAAAAUCGAGAUUGGAAAAAAUAUCUGCAAAGAUGACAAGCAGAGAUCCUUUACUAAAGAGUGAUGAAGAGGAGGAUUUGCUCUUUGAACAGAAUGGACAUCUUGCUAAAAGACAUUCCACGAAACCUGAUGUUAUUUUAGUAGGACACUCUCGUGGAAUUAAAUUGCAGGUGGCAAGGACAAUCAAUCUAUGUUUGUCCUUUUUUGGAUUGGGACUGUGUUUUGCCAUCCCUACUGCCACGUUAGAAGAUUUGAGAAGAUCUGUCCAGUCUGACAAAGAUAGCAUAGAAUACAUUUAUACAGCUAGAUAUGGAGGCUACUUGGUUGGUUCAAUUGCAGGAGGGAUCUUGUUUGACAGAUACAACAGGCAGUUUCUACUCUUCCUGAGUUUGCUUGCUACUGCUGUUGGUAUUGUUGUAAUGCCUUUCUGUGCCAAACUAGCAGCACUAAUGACAUGCACAGCAAUUACUGGAAUUACCAUGGGAUUUCUGGAUACUGGUGGAAAUGUGUGGUGUCUUGACUUAUGGGGCAAGAAAAGUGCUCCUAUCAUGCAAGCCCUUCAUUUCUGUUUUGGUCUAGGAGCAUUUAUUGCCCCUCUAGUUGCAGAACCUUUCCUGUCUCCCCAUGUUACUCAUUCAGCAGUAUCAGUAUCAGAAAAUGGUUCUAACAUCACUAAUAGCAGACUAAACAUGGCUUCAUUAAAUUUUGCUCAUGGUCCAGUAUCAGGAAGGAAUAAUGUGCGUCAUUUAUUGGGUAUAUCUCUUGGUGAACAAGUAGAGCUUCGUGCACCUGUUUUUCGAAUACAGCCAGAUCAAAAUUACACAGACUUGAGCGCAUUUCAUAAUUUAAUAAGGAUAAAGAAUCUCGUAUCUCCAUAUAAUCAGAAUCUGGGAAGUCCAUUCAUUACUCAAAAAAAACCUGAAAUUUACUCUCUGCAAAAAAGAGAUACUGAUGUAAAUGCAACCUCAAUGAAACAUAAUAGUACAACAAAAGUUAAUGGUUUGAAUGAAUCUAUAACUAUUGAAAGAAAUGGUGAACAGUUUAAUAUUAAAGAUUAUGAGGAUAGUGCAAUCAGUAAUGUUUCAAAGACAAAAGAUAGUGAAAUAUCAAACAAUACUUUCAAAGAAAACAAUGAAACAAUACUUUUGAGCUCUGGAAAAGAAGAAACUGUUACAACUUCAUCACAGAGUUUACACAAACCCAAACCAUCUGUAACUGGUGCUAAGGUUCCUGUUGAUGAAAGUCCAUGGAAUAGAAAACGUUUGAAAUCACCUAAUUUUCCUGAAAAGUCUAUGAGUAAUGAAAAAAGAACUGAAGAUGUUUUAAAUGGUGAAGCAAAUAACGCUACAGAAUUCAGUGAAGCUAUUCAUGCAACUGAUGUAACUAUAGUUAAUGAAACUGAAAAUAAAGUAAUGCGACCACGUGAUGAAGAAAGUGGUAGUGAAAAUGAUAGAACAAUAAUCGUUGGUUCAAGUGCAGAGUCACUUUAUCAAGAGUUGACCACGACUAUUCCCUCUUCCAUAAGUAAGGCAUCUGAUUUACAACUUACAUUAGAGAAUGUUACACACUUCCCUGAUCUAGUUAAAGCCACAUCAGAAGAAUCUGAAGGAACUUCUUUUCCAAUUGAAAAAGAAAAUAUCAAACAUUAUAUAAACAAACUACAAAAAGCAUCAGGAAAUAUCACUAAUCCAGAUACAGGGCAUGAUCAAAUUUCAGCCAUAACUACAAAACCUCCAAAAAAUGACUUCAAUUCUAAUAAGUAUAAACUUACCAAUGUGUCUUCAGAAGAAGUGACAGGUGAGGAUACAUCUUUGAUUAGAGAUGUGCUUGAUGUAGGUUCAACUGUAAAGCAGCUUCAAACUAUGAACAAAAGUGGCAGUAUGGAGAAUUUGUUACCUCAAACUCCAAAAAAUGAUGUUUUGGCAGAAUCAUUAGAAACAUCGAGUAUUUCUAAAACAUUGAACUCAGAAGUUGAGCGUACCUCAACUGGGUCAGUUGUUUCAGAAACUUCAAUGGAAACAACCAAAGACAAAGUUGAUGUUACUCUGCCAGCAGCAUUAGAAGUUGAGCAUACCUCAGCUGGGUCAGUUGUUUCAGAAACUUCAAGAGAAAAAACCAAAGAAAAAUUUAGUGUUGGAUUAUCACCAGUAUUAGACGAUGGAAUUUCCUCACCAGAAUUGGGUAGUUCAGAAGGCCAAAAAUCAAAUAUGGAAAACACGUCCAAUUCAGUUCUUGUUUAUAAUACUAGCAACACCAAAGAUGAACACAAAGGAGACAUAAUUAGUUACUUAUUCAAGUUAAUGCAUAAAAACCGGUUGGGAAAGUUUGAAUUUGCUUAUGCAAUCUUAAGCAUUUAUGUAUUGAUUGUGGCAGUUGUUUUUCUCGUCUUUUUGUGUCUGAAUCCCCGAGAACCUCGCUCUAGACAAGAAGAAGAGUUAGAUAAAUCUCAUCAUGUGAGUAAAGUAUUUAUUAUUUCAGUUGUUGGUCUUCUGUCUGUCUUCUUAUGCUUGUAUGUUGGUAUUCAGGUGGCAGUAGGACAGCUACUUCAGAGAUUUGCCAUUAAGGAAGAACUACAGCUUUCUAAGUACCGUGGAUCAUUUCUAACUUAUCUGUACUGGGGAAGCUUUGCUCUUGCAAGAGGUGUCUCAAUCGGUAUUGCUGCAAGAGUAAAAACUUUACACAUGCUGUUUGGAGACUUAAUUGUGUGUUUAGUGGCCUCUGUUCUUCUAGUUGCUGGAGCAAACAAGUUGGAAGCAUUACUAUGGGUGGGGAUAGUGGUUCUUGGGCUUGGUAUGGCUUCUGUUCUACCAGCAGCUAUCUCUUGGGUAGAACGAUAUAUCCACGUAACUAACAAGAUGGCAGCAACCUUUAUCCUUGGAGCAGCUUUAGGAGAGAUGGUAAUUCCCUUGGGGAUUAACAGGUUCAUCUCGGAAGAGCCGAUGGUACUCAUGUAUGUAAAUGUGGUUGUCAUUGGUCUUUGUUUCCUCACUUUCCUCAUUUUGUGGUUCUUAGCAUCACGUGCAGGAGAGAAGUACAGAUGCAUUCCUUCAAAAAUUGGAUAUCAAUUAGCUAGUGCAGAGGAAGCAGAUGAUACAAUGGAAAUGUCACCCACAAAUUCACACUGGCAAAACAGCUAUAACUCUCGUAUUCUUUUCAAAAGAAACAAAGGUUUCAUGACAUUGCCAAAAUAUGAAUCUUUUUAAACCAUGCAUGUCAGCACUAGAACAAAAUAUUGUAAGCUUUUUUUUUCACCUAUUUAAUGGCCAAAUAAUUUAUAUAACAGAAUAUUGUUUUGUGUAAUUGUUACCAUCUGUAUGUUUUUUAUUUUGUUUUGCUUAGUUUUAAAUAUUUAUAGCAACUGUCAGUUUUUAUAUUUUAGAAGUUGACAAAGCAGCGAACCUUAUGACCAUUAUAUAUGCUGUAAUUUUUCUUAAUGAGUAACAAGUUUUAAACAAAUAAAUUGUUAUGAGUUGCUAAUUAAGUAAAUACAGUAAUUUGAGUACACUUACUUGCUGUUAAAUUUUCUGCUGUUUAAUUUACAAGGCAAAUAUUAAUGUGCAUGAUAACAAAUUUUGUAUUAAAUCAUAAUUUACUAUAAAACAUGGAAAAAAAUUUGAAUAAGCUAUAUAAAGUAUAAUUAAAGAAUUUGUGGUUUAAUUUUUUCCAAUACUUAUCGUAGGGAAAUUCAAACAUUAAUUGGUAGCUUCUAGUCUUUGAAAGUGUUUGUAAGUAAUGCAUGAAAAAGAUACAUAGAUUCUCACAUUGGUCAGUUAAAGGUGUUCAACAUGGAUUUAUUAAUGUUUUUUUCCUUGCUAUAACUAAUAUUUAGGUGUUUUAGAAACGUCAGUGUAAUUUUCAAACAAUCAUAUCUCAGUGUUUUGGUUAUAAUACAAUAGUAUUUUAUUUAUAAAUCAUCCUGAAAAAGAAAUGUAUUUCUUUUAAAUACAUAAUUAUUUGUAAGUUUACAGUUUUUAUUGUGUAUUCAUUAAGUGAUCUGUGAAGUAAGUUAUUUUCAAACUUGUACCUGUGGCAUUGUGAUUGACUAAUAUAGAAUACAUUUCAUGUUACUUCCAUGUGACUUUCAUAUUUCCACUAUCCUUGUAUUGUAAAAAAUGUAUGUAAAACACAGUAGCUUUGAAUUGUACAAAUAGAGUUGAAAAUAACAAAAUUGGUUAUAUUGUUCACAUAUGGUUGUUCAAAUGUUCUUACUUGUAGAAGUAGAUAAGAAUUGUGACCUAUUUUCAAUGAACUGUAUGUUUUAGCUUGGAUGGAUACUUAAAAAUGUGAAACAUUAGUUAGUUUUAUAUAUACAUUAUGUAUUAAAAAAAUGUACAUCUAAUUGAUUGUGUUCUAUUUUAGGCCAGGAAUUGUGGUGUAUAAAUGUUCUAAGAUAUCUGAAGUGUUCUAAGUUACAUUAUCUGGUUAUAAAAAGACUAAAUUUUUAUAACAAGAAUGUCAACAAAUUUACAGCUCUUUUCUCAUUUUAUAUUCCAGAUACUAGUAAAAUAUUGUAAAAUACAAAAUGUACUAAAUUAAUAAAGAAAGUUUUGUGUGAUAUCUUUAAGUAAAAUGACUUUCAUAAACCUGUUUCCAAACUUUUAUCUCUAGGUAGUUUUGAAUGUAUUAUAUCAAAAUACUAGGUGUUUCAAAAGUCACUAAUGCUGUUCAUUUUAUCAUGCCUAGGAAACCGUUGGAUACAAUGUUGUGUAAGACAGUAUACACAGUUGUGUUAUGAUGAUAUCAAGGUCACAAUAAAUUGUACUAUGGAUAUAAAAUUCAUCAUCCAAAAUUAUAUUCAAGUAGGACAAGUGUGCAAAUGUGUACAUGGUUCUUGGGCUGUAUGCUGAAUUUCACAACGUUGUGUGCAUUGGUUUCUUGGAUACAGUUGCCUGAACAACAGAAGGUAUUUUGAAACACCCAGUACUUUAAAUAGAGCUUAAAAUGUAUUUAUUCAGUGACAACUGUAUAUUUAACACUUAACUUCAAGUACAUCCACUAUGUGAUGAAAUACGAAAAUACAGUUUAUUUUUAAAUCUGUAAGAGAAUAACUGUAAACUUUUAGACCAUUAAAUAUUUAUUCAAAUACAUUAAAGUAAUUUUGUCAAAAGAAUGAGGAACUUUUUCUUAACUUUUUUUCAAUCAGUUUUCCACUGUCAUAUUCAUAAAGUUUAAAAUAUUUGUACUUAAAAGUAGGGGAGAAAAUCAACUACCAUCAUAAAUUUAGUUUGAAAACAAGAUAAUUUUUUUUUAACUGCUGGCUUAAAAAACAUAAUAAUAUUCUAUAGUAACCUGGAAAUGUUUUGAUGUUAAAAAUUUAAGAAAUUUAUAUAAAGUAUAUAUUCAAAUUUCAGUUGAAAUUUAAAGGUUGAAAAUGAGCUAUCAAAUGAUUUCAAACUUGCGUGUCUUGUUAAUAUACAUUAUUUUGGUAAAGUUCCUACAUUUUGAAGGGAAGGCCUUGAUUUUUGUAACAGUAUCUGAAGGACAAAUGUUUAAUUGGAAUAUUAUAUGUGAAACUACAAGAAAGAAGACAUUGUGAAACAUCCAGUACAAGUUUUUCUUGAAGCAUAUGAUGUCAAAACUUUUAUGUACACUUUUUUUUUUAUGUACACUUAUAGAAUGUGUUCUAGAUAACAGAUAACCAAAUGUGUACAAGACUACUGAUUGUCAUGAUUUAUGCAAGGACAAUAUUGUAAGUGAAGUAUUUAUUAAUCUUACAGGUGUGAUUGUCCAAAAAUAUCAAUCACUUCUAGAUGUUCAUAUAUAAAACAUACUAAAUAGAAAAUAUUGUUUGAAAAUCACCUGGUACGUUUAUUAAUUUUUUCGCAGAAAACCUUCAGCAUAUUAGUGACACACCUACCUUGUAGUGCAGGAAGAUUUAGAUGUAUUACAGUAAAAACUUCCCCCAUUGUUUUUUACUUUAUUAGAAACUGGUAGGUUCUUGUAUAAAAGUAAUUAGUUACAUUGUUCAUAGAAAUAAUACAAGUGUUCUAAAAACAAUUUCCAAAAAUUACAUACUGAUGAAUUACUUCAUUUAAAAAACAACAAUAUAGAAUUUUUAUUGAAAGUUAUCAUUAUUUCUAUGGACAAUUUUCAGGUAAUAUUUGUUAACCUUUUGUAUUUAACAUUUGUAUGCUGGCUCAGAUAGUUUUAUUUCUGUACAUGUUGUGCAAUGUAAUUAUGAAAUGUAGUUAUCUCAGCAAUAAAUAACUUGAAAAUUCUGCCCUCAGUGAGCAAUAUAUAUAUAUAUAUAUUCCCCAACCCACUUUAUUUUCUUGUUUUUGUGACUUGUAUACUUGUAAUGACAAAUUAAAGAUACUAUAUGCUCACAGUGAAAAACGUCAAUAUUGUUUAACCAUAAAAAAAUUCAAUAUUGAUCUAAGAAAUCAGAAUCAGUAAGUUAGGUUUAAGAUGCAGUCAUCUGAUUUAUGAAUGCAGAAAGAUUUGAAACUCAUUUUCUUAUUUUAAUAACAGAUUUUGUAUUUAGACUGUUUCAUGAUUUUAUGAAUGUGUAAAUUAAAUAUAAUUUUGCUAUAAUUGCUAAAAUAUUUCUUUAAAGAGUUGGGCAAACUAUAUGUAAUGAAAGUUAGAUGGUAAUGAAAGGUGAAUUGAACACAGUAGUAUAUGCAUGUCUUGUGGAUGUAUUAUACAUUGUUUUCCAGUUGUAACAAUUCAGACUUUGUUUGUUUGUUUAUUUAAAUAUUAUAUCUUAAUGUAUAAAACAGUUUUCAUUUAACAACUAGUUUAAAGUACACAAUAUCAUGAUUUCACCAUCUCAUUAUUUUAUGUUAUUGCAUUGUAAGUUUCCAAUAAAGUCUGUUAGUGAAA
Limulus polyphemus (Atlantic horseshoe crab) is the source of this 6906-nucleotide messenger RNA. RefSeq lists its product as uncharacterized. The record is from RefSeq and is a predicted model, not a curated record. Lineage: Eukaryota; Metazoa; Arthropoda; Merostomata; Xiphosura; Limulidae. The coding region runs from base 114 to 3284 and encodes 1056 amino acids. The transcript has 5 exons. Gene Ontology annotation, biological process: transmembrane transport.